Messenger RNA from Pyrus x bretschneideri (Chinese white pear), 1292 nucleotides. Its product is annotated as dephospho-CoA kinase-like. Lineage: Eukaryota; Viridiplantae; Streptophyta; Magnoliopsida; Rosales; Rosaceae. The record is from RefSeq and is a predicted model, not a curated record. Gene Ontology annotation, biological process: coenzyme A biosynthetic process. Gene Ontology annotation, molecular function: ATP binding; dephospho-CoA kinase activity.
UCCACUCUCCGCUGGACAUCAUUUUUCUGUCAACACUGCGAGCGAUACCCCAAACCCGACCCACGAACCCAGAUACACCUAAAGCAAUCACCAUUCUCAUCCUUUCGACCUCACGAACUCAAUUCUGAGCCCAGUCUUACUUUCUAGGUCAAGAUUUCAUGGCUUGCAUGUACCAUUUGGUGAAGGUUUGAAGAAGACUGAAGCUCAAUCUGUAACCCAGAUUCCGGCAAGAUUUUCCGGCGAAUCCGCUAGGUUGGGUCUUUUUGAAGCCCUCGCAGUCAUUCAAUCACCAAAUCAUAGCAAAUCGUCCUUCAUGUUCUUCAAUCAACUACGACCAACUGUAUCGCUGUUGAGCAUCAGAUCCAGACCCACAAGUCCAAAGUUGCCCUAACCAAUUUGACACCCGCGGAAGUAGGAGCAAUUGUUAACAGAAAGAGCAGAAGAUCAGAGGAAGUAGAAAGAAUGAGGAUCGUGGGGCUGACAGGUGGAAUUGCUUCCGGGAAGAGUACCGUCUCCAAUCUCUUCAAGGAAACAGGCAUUCCGGUCGUUGAUGCGGAUCUUGUUGCUCGAGAUGUGUUGAAGAAGGGGAGUGGUGGCUGGAAAAAGGUUGUUUCAGCAUUUGGAGAGGAUAUUUUGCAACUUGAUGGAGAAGUUGAUAGGCCUAAACUGGGACAAAUUGUAUUCUCUAAUCCCGAAAAGCGCCAACUUCUUAACCGACUGCUAGCUCCUUAUAUAUCGUCUGGAAUCUUUUGGGAAAUUUUGAAGCUAUGGAUGAAGGGGUGUAAGGUUAUUGUUCUUGAUGUUCCUCUGUUGUUUGAGGCCAAGAUGGACAAGUGGACGAAGCCUAUUAUUGUUGUAUGGGUUGAUCCUGAAACUCAGCUCCGGAGACUCAUGUCGAGGGACAGAACACGUGAGGAUGAUGCUGGAAACAGGAUAAAUGCUCAGAUGUCACUCGAUUUGAAAAGGACCAAGGCAGACAUAGUGGUUGACAACACUGGAUCGCUAGACGAUUUAAGAGAACAGUUUCGCAAUGUCUUGCUUGAAGUCACAAAGCCCUUGACAUGGACCGAAUUCGGGCUUUCUAGACAAGGUGCCUUGUCCGUUCUUGUCUCCAUCAUCGUAGGUGUUCUUCUAUUCAAGAAAGUCUUGUAUAAGUCAGAGUUUAUGUAGCAACCUUAGAAUUGUACUUGUUGGGUACUUAAUCUGUCAUUCAUAGAACCAAAAGGUUCACUCUGUGUUUGUAGCAACAACGAGGGAUGACUCGAUGCAUUUGCAAACUAUGAUUUGCGCCA